Messenger RNA from Ceratitis capitata (Mediterranean fruit fly), 5252 nucleotides. RefSeq names its product CUE domain-containing protein 2. Lineage: Eukaryota; Metazoa; Arthropoda; Insecta; Diptera; Tephritidae. The transcript has 4 exons. The coding region runs from base 633 to 1538 and encodes 301 amino acids. Gene Ontology annotation, molecular function: ubiquitin binding. The record is from RefSeq and is a predicted model, not a curated record.
AGAUUCUGAGCAUCUAAUGUUCUUGUUUUGGUGUUGCCUGUGGUGCAAUCGCAAAUAACGUAUUUGAAUAAGACUGUAUUUAUUAUUCCUAUACGCUCUUUGCAUAUAUGUUCUUUUCAAAUACGUUCUUUGGUAAAUUUUAAAAAUAAGUGGCAGCACAUUCACUUCAUUCCAAAAAUUCACGGUUUGGCAAUUUUAUUAUCGAUUGUGUUUAGCUGUGAAAGGUGCAGAAAGAUCGAAAUUAAUUCAUAAAAUUUGCUACAACUUUUAGUAAAUAUUUAAACAAGCUUUUUGUUUUUCUUGUGUAUUUGUGUUGAUUUUGCAAUAAAAAUUCAAAGUACUGCGGCUUAAAAUUUUGUUCUAUAGAAAAGAGUAUGCAUUACUGUUGGUGAAUAGUGGUGAUUAUGAAUAUGCUAAAGGAAGGCAACAGCGGAAAGCAGUAGCUACUACACAUAUUGCACAUAUAUUAAGGGAAAAAUAUACAAAAAGGAAAGGGACUUUCAGGCGUCGUCGUCGUCGUUUUCUUGGUAUACAGAUUUGUAUUAGAAACGCGACACUGCUAACUACAUUCAAGUGAAAAAAUUGAAUCGUUUGAGAGCAAUUAAAUCACAAGUAAAUCUGUAAAUUGCACAAUGACCAACAUGGAAAAGCAGCAUGAAAUGGUGAAACGCAGUCUGGUUCAAUUUAUCAGUGCACACAUUCCAGGGGCUGAUUUUAGCGUAGUUGAUGAAAUAGUUUUACAAUACAUCAUUUCUAUUUUAGAGGAAGCUUCACAGGAUCCUUGUUUCGAUGUUGAAGGCUUCGUUGAAAUGAUGAGCGCAUAUUUUGCGGAGUUCUCUUCAAUUGAUCAAGGAAUAAUUUGCGAAUGGAUAUAUAAAUUGGCAAAUGAAUUAAACGAAAUGGAAAAGAAUCAAGGAAAUCGUAAUUCUGCAUGUUUGUCGUUGAACUCUCUGAGUCUCUCUGAUAUUAUACCAGAGUCGAAAUUACGUGCGCGUAAUGCUUCCGUUUCCGAAAAGGAUGAACUAACUUCAAAUGGUGGAACUGCUGGUGGUGCCGGCUCUAAGCGUUCGCAACAUUUGUCUGAGACCAGUGAUGGUGGAUCUACCGAUAGUUCUACUUGCGAUUAUUUUUUGGAUGAAGCUGAAGUUUUACAAGAAAUGUUUCCGGACACUGCUUACGUUGAGGUUAAACAUUGUAUUGCCAUAGCCAAAGGAGACAUUGAUAGCGCUACUCAGAUAUUGUUACAUCGCCAAGAGACUGGACAAAGUUUAACCGAUAAGUCUAUUUCUAUUACUGGACGUAAAAAUAUUGUCGUGGACGAUGCGGAAUUAAAAAAUCGUAUUAUUGAGAGAUACUCGUACGUUGAUAAAAAUGCUACUCAGCGAGAAUACAAGCCUAUGGUACCGAAGUUCGAGCCAAAGAAAUUGGUUCGUUAUAGGGAUAAUAAGAUCGUUUCAUUAAAAGGCGAGCGAUAUACAGAAGUAAAGCGCGACGAGGAAGCUGAGUUAAAAAAACCCAAAAAGCAACUCCAACCGUAACUAAAGAUUUUGAAAUCAUGCCACAAGUAUUUUAUGAAAAAGUUGAAAAACCAGCAACUGAAAGAUAUAGAAGAGCAGCAGCUUCGUAGUUUUAAUCUCAAUUUGAUAUUAGAAAGUCUUAAACAAUUUAUUACUACCAUCUCACUGCUAAUAGCACACACAAAGGUAUUAACAAUAUCAAAAACACUAAAGAAGACACACCCACCCAUUAAGCGGGUUAGACCACUAUAUGAAACACCCGUAUUCUUAAAAAAAUCCAUCGAAUUUCAUAAAAGCAUACAAUUAUUAGACAAAGCGUCGUACAAUAACAAUCCUUUACGUGCUUGUAAGGCUUUUUACAACGAUUCAACUCUUACAUUGUUGAAACCAUUGCUUACUAAAAAUACAAUGUUUGAACGCCAUUACUUAAAAACCAAUUUCAAACUCGUAUUCGUUUCCGAAUAUAAUGCAGCUGAGUGCAUUUUUAAAUUAAACUCCAGAUGUGAAUCUUUUGUGAUUUCAAGUACUAUUACUAGGAUUUUAGAUCAUUUAUUGUACACUAAAUAUCAAGGCCAUACCAAUUUAGUAUACCGCUGCAUCCAUUCAAUCAACAUUUUACAGCAAGAUAAACAAAGUGUUAUUUGUAGUAAUAUAUCAAAUAUAGGUUUUAUCUUGUUCAUCAAUACAGCGUGGAACGUUUUAAAAAUAAUUUAUAAUUUUAUAGUAGUAUUUAUUGUUUCUGAUAUACAACUAAAACUUGAAAUUACUUACAAAUUUAAAUUUUUAUGAGCUAAUAUUUUGUUACGGGAAAUGAGUUGAUUUUACAACUGUCGAUAUUUGCUACUAUUACUUAUUAGGAAAUUAUGACGAUGUCGGCCGGCUGAUGGUUUGGCAAUCAGAUAGCAUAUUGAUCAAGGCAAACCACCAGCAAAACUAUUCAUGAGACUAAAUAAGCUAUAUUUAAUUCGAAAUUGCUGGAAUUAUAUACAUAUUUGUAUAUGUACUCGGCGCUUAAAAUAUAUUGGAUAACGGACUUUAUGUGCUAGACAGCGUCAAUGCACGUUGGUUAUAUGUAUGUGUGUUCAGAAAUAUUUCCACUUCAUUUAUUAUUGAUCCGUAUAUAUGAUAGCCGCUUUGUAACCACUGAAGCGAUUUUCGGCCGAGCUCCUCCUUAAAUUUGUGGUUUUGCGGCUUGAUGUGUAUCCAACAAACGGAGGGACCUACAUAUAAAUACAUAAGUGUAUGCAUUUAUUAGCCUUCAAAAUUGCUAUUACUUAAAGCCAUAUUUGAUAUUUUUUCGAAAGUUUUCUUUGAAAAGAAAAAAAAACGUAGAUAGACAUGUCUCAAAGACAAACAAGCUCAAAUAGACUUAUGGAUUUACUUGUAACUACAUAAAUAUGUUUAUAAAGCGAGUAAUGAUUUUUCUAAAUUAUAUUUUAUGCUCUAAUUAAAGUGUAUUGAAUUGAAUGAACGAAAUGCUUAGAAAAUAUGGGUGAAAGAUCAGAGAAGAAGUAAAAAAAUUUGAAAAAGACAUGACAUAUCAUAUCUCUUCAUAACUAUCCAUUAUUUUGCGCUGAAAUUCUUUUGUAUUUAUUUUUAUUUUAUUGUUGCGUUGAAAGUAUCACCCACGUAAAAGCGAAAAUUCGGUUAAUUAUAAGGUUAAUUAAAAAGUCAGUAUUUUUAAAGGCUUACUUAAGCUGGCAUUUCUAAUUUUAUCACUAGUUAAAUAUUGCUUAAAUGCUUAUCUAGAAAAUUUGAAUGGAAAUAAAAAUGGUUUUGUUUUCUACCGUUACGAAUUAAAGUGUUCCAACAUUGAUACCGAAAGCUAAAAAUCAGUUAUCAAAGCAAAUGUUGCCAAAAAUAAAGAUAGUAAAGAAGUCAAUAGAACCUAUAAAUACAAAAAAACCUACUAGUCUCACAUAUAGGUGAUCACAAAAGCCAUUUACCACUUUUGUUGUUCGAAGAAACGUGCGAAUAUGAAAUUGGAAUAGUAAUGGUCAUUCAGCACAGUAUUUGUCACCAUACAUAAAAUACACAAUACACGGUUAUAAAAUUUUGAAUUACAUAAAAAAUAUAAUAUAAACUCAUAAAUAUUUCACAAAGACUAUAUGAAAAUUUAAACUCGCUUAAAUUCAAACAUUGUAACUUAGUGUGCUUAAGUGUAAUUCCUGGUAAACUACAUAUAUAAAAUGCAAACUUCCUACAUAUAUUUACCAAUAUAUACUUAUAUUAACAAACAUACACAUCCACAUACACAUAUUAAAUAUUAAACUUAAAUUGAAAUCAAACAAAAUUAGUAUAGAAAGUAAAAGUGUAAACAUAAGCAUAUAAAGUUUAUUUUAAAACAACAAUAAAAACAAUGAUUGAGUUUUUAACCUUUUUUGGUGUUAAAAAUCUCUAAAGUUUGCACAAGUUUUAUACACAUUAUAUCGAUACCUAUUAUAUCAUUCGAAUGUCGAAACUGGAUUUCGUUUAAUCCACAUUAAGUUCGAUUUAUGUUUUAUAUAAAUCUAGAAGUUUUUGUUUUCAAAAUUCACAUAUGCACAUAUAAAUGUAUAUAUGGAUAAUUAUUUGUUAUAUUUCUUAAAACUAUAUAUUUUACAUAAGUUUCAUUUAUUUUAAAAAGAUUUAUUUAUUUUUUAUGAUAACAAAUGCUAUCCAUAUACAAGCUUACCAUUGUGCCCAUAGUAUGUAUUGUAAAAGAAAAUAUUAAUAACAGGGAUAUUCGCUUAGCCUGGGAAAUGCAUACUACAGUCCACGGACUGCAAAAAAAAAAACUUAUCAUAGGAAAAACAGGAAUAAAUUGGAAAAUAUUCUAUACCCAAACCAAAAUUGCAUUAAGAAAAUCCACAUUUUCCCAGGAACUUUUUGCAUCUCGGUGUAAGCGAAUAUCUCUAUUGUAUAGUUAUAAAAUACAUAUCAAUGAUGAAAUGUAUAGAUUCUCCGAAAAUACAUAUUUAAAUUUAGCAAUCGAUUGUAUAUCAAUUUAAGGCCUACAAUUUAAUAAUUGUCCAUUUGGCCAUACUGCACAUAUUUCGUCUUCGAUAUAUAUUAUAUAUUAUGGGCAUCAUGUUUAUUAACCAGUUAAAAUUGGAAAGUUUGUAUGGAUUGAACUGAAAUCAUAACCAACUCCAUUAUACAAAACAGACUUAUUGGCAUAUUAUUUAUUAAAAUGACAUAUAUUUAUGUUUACAAAAUCAUUAUUAUAUAGUUUUUGUUAAUGUAAUAACGGCAGCCCAUUAACGAUAGGUUUUAAUUUUUUAAAACAUAUUACUACACUUUAUCUGAUGACUAAAACGGUUGAAUUCACAAAUGAAUUAUUACAUAUAUAUACUAAAACUGAUAUUACGCUUCGAAAUAAUAGCAACGCAUUGUCCUUACAUCGUUUAUUUAUCUGAAUAAAAUAUUACAACUUUUUAUGUAAAAUUCUUGCCUGAAUUAAUACCCAAAGAAUUGUGUUAACACAUACAUAUGUAUCUCUCUUUCUAAGUUUACAUUUGAUAAGUUUCUUUAUAUUUAUUUAUUGUGAUAUUAGUAUAAUUUCAUCACAAUUGAAGAUUAAUACACUUUAACCUAAUGCACAUUAACAUUAAAAAGAAGUACGUGUGUAUAUAAAUAUUUAUAAACACGUACACACAUACCUAACAUAAUAUAAUAUCUACUCACUAAAGUGAAAACCAAAUGUUUUUGAAAAGUUCAUUAAAAAUAAAUCCACUAUCAACACUAGAAUGAAAA